AAAAGAUUAUAUUUUUGAGCGUUUCUAAAAAGCUUCUGUUUAAAUUUUCUAUUCGAAAUUAACGAAAAAUGCCUCAUUACAGGGAAAUUAAAUUAGGAGAUGUAUGGAGAACAUGUAACAAAAUACGGGCUGCAGUUUUUCGUAUGGGAAUAAACCUUUUUGAUUAUUUUUUACCACUGGAUCCACAUAAAAACUGUCUCAUUUCAGAAUCUCAAUUUAUUUCUGUCAUUAACAGGCAGCUGAGGGCUACGAUUGGUUUAUCAGAACAAGAAGUCGCUGAACUUGCAGACUAUUUUAGAGUGCCUGAUGGACGAAUAUAUUACACCCAAUUAUGUGAAGUUAUUCACGAUAGUGUACCUGAAUUCAGCAAAAAUGCCCCGCUGGUAACCGGAUUGGAAUGGGAAGAUCCUCUUCAUACCAAUCGUCUCAGUAUAAGCGAGGAAAGGCGACUUAACGUUUUGCUUACAAAAAUUGCUUCGUUGGUCAAUAUGAAGAAGAUUAUUUUGAGACCAUAUUUUCAAGACUAUGAAUUAGUGUCGAAAAACAACGGGACAGUAACCGUGGCCCACUUUGCCAGAAUCCUUGCGUAUCUGGAAAUACUUUUAUCUGCUGAUGACUUCAACCUGUUGGUGAAAAAAUAUAUCAAAGACAGCUACACCCUCAACUACAUAGCGUUCAUAUCUGCCAUAGAUCACAUAGUACAAUAUCUGAAUGCCCACGGAAUUUUGGAUCUAUGUGGAGACGUAAUGAGCCUAUUUCCUGGAAGAGUCAUUAAUGCAGAACUGCCAAAACUGCCCAGACCAGAAAUAGGUAAAAUAAUGGCUCAAAAAAUAUUCGGUAUGCAAAAUAUAUUCCAUCCAGCCCUCAAUGAUCCCAAGAAACAGGCACAUAUUUUCACUAUCAUGGCCAAUUUGCAGGACCACGUUUUAAUGAACAGGCUAAGAGUCUGUGAAUUUUUUAAAGACUUCGAUCCGCUAAACUGCGGUAGGAUAACUUUAUCCCAAUUCCACAGAGGUCUAGACGCUUUAGUACUAGCAGGAAAGCAAAGAUUUUUUCUAUCUUUGCCAGAUGUUGAAGCAGUAACGCACCAAUAUCGAGAUCCUUGUGAUCCCAGUAGGGUUUGUUGGAAAACUUUUGAGGAUGAUAUAGAUCACGUCUUCACAGUUAAGGGUUUGGAAAAAAUGCCGUCGCUUGUGGUGGAUCCCCCACCAGAAACUGUAAGGAAUUUGCCAAGGCUGGGUGGUAAGGACUGGCAAUCGGUGAAUACCAGAAGCAGAGAUUUGUGCGAGGAAGCAGUUGAUAAAGUGAAGCAGAAAAUCAUACAUCGAAGAAUUUUAUUAAAGCCAGUUUUUAGAGAUUUUGAUAAGCACAAUAAUGGCCACGUGAGUAGAUCGCAGAUGAGACAAGCAUUCCAUUCGAAUGGAAUCCUACUUUCAGACGAAGAGUUGUUGGCAUUAGAAGAAAGAUACAACAACGACAUAGGGUUCAACUAUUUUUGGUUUUUAAAAGAUGUUGAAUCAAGGCCAGUAGAACCAUUGUACAAGCAAUUUGUCGAAGAUAUGAAUAAAGUGAAUGCUCCUCGACCCAAGAAAACGGCAACGAGACAAGAACAAGAUAUCGUGCUCAUCAUGGCAAAGAUAAAAGGAAAAGUCGUUAGAGAACGCAUCAGAAUUAUGGAAUUCCUAAAGGAUUUCGAUAGACUUAACUCCCUGGUUAUCAGCGAAGAUGAUUUCAAAAGAGGUUUGUCGAUGUGUCGGUUGGAACUGACAGAUAAUGAAAUUGAUACACUAUUAGAGGUGUUUGCAUCACCUAUGCGAAAAGGCUGCGUUGAUUACAAAAGAUUCUGCGAAGUUGUCGAAGAAUCUUUCACUCAACAAUGUCUGGAGAGGGCUCCCCUGAUUGUACCCAUACAGCAUGUACCUACUAGGGACUGCGAGAAAAAUUUCCUCAACUUUGACGAACGGAUCAAGGUAUCCGUAGCUUUACAGAAGUUGGCCAGGAAACCGGACCUGCAGAUGAAUUUGUCCUCUGUCCUAUCCGACUUCGACAAGACAAAUUGCGGCACAGUGUCUCAGAGAGCGUUCCUUAAAGCGCUUACUUUGAGAGGAAUGGACAGGCUGAUAUCAAGAAAUGAAUUCGACGUCAUCUGCAAAUGUUUCAGCUUCCAGAGAGGCAUGAGGGACGAAGUUGAUUACAGAGCGUUUAUGAAGGCUUUGGAUAUUCUUUAUGCCACGGAAAAAUACAAUCCAUUCUGAUUUUUUGUAAAUAUCUCGAAAAUAUUAAUAAAAUGCAUUAUGGGAU
This is a messenger RNA of Diabrotica balteata, 2301 nucleotides long. NCBI's taxonomy places the organism in Eukaryota, Metazoa, Arthropoda, Insecta, Coleoptera, Chrysomelidae. The record is from the annotation of a GenBank genome assembly.